This is a messenger RNA of Leucoraja erinaceus (little skate), 2687 nucleotides long. RefSeq names its product cytochrome P450 2H2-like. The coding region runs from base 392 to 1078 and encodes 228 amino acids. Gene Ontology annotation, biological process: xenobiotic metabolic process. NCBI's taxonomy places the organism in Eukaryota, Metazoa, Chordata, Chondrichthyes, Rajiformes, Rajidae. The transcript is spliced from 4 exons. Gene Ontology annotation, cellular component: cytoplasm; intracellular membrane-bounded organelle. The record is from RefSeq and is a predicted model, not a curated record. Gene Ontology annotation, molecular function: heme binding; iron ion binding; oxidoreductase activity, acting on paired donors, with incorporation or reduction of molecular oxygen, reduced flavin or flavoprotein as one donor, and incorporation of one atom of oxygen.
AAAAACACAAUAUAGAAGAAGAAGAAGCUUUCUGACGGCGAGUCUUCAAGCUGAAACUCUGACUCUGCCACAGACACAGCGUCGCCUGUUGAACGUUGCCGGGGUUGAGUGCUUUGGUUUCACGGUCACACUGAGUAAGUGUCCGGGGACAGCUGAGUGCGGCUCCCUCCCACUUGCCACCAACGUUAGUUGCCCUGACGCCACUUUACUGAAUCCGCAGCCAAGAGGUGGCUCCUCACUCGUCGCCGCCGCCCUCGCUGACACCUUUAACUUCCAGGUUUCAGGAGGAGGGUUUAAACAGAGGCGAGUGGGGCUGAAGGUGAGAGACACUGCGGCCCGGGACCCUGCUCUGGGGCGCUGACAGGAGCGAGAAGUCAAGGGGAGCCCAGAGAUGAUGUUGGGCAGCGCCUUCCCGCUGGACGCAGCCACUUUACUGAUCCUCGGCGCCCUCUCCCUCUUGCUCCUCCUUUACUUUCGCCGCGGCUGUAAGUGCCAUGGAGCGCUCAACCUGCCCCCGGGACCCCCUUGUCUGCCCAUCAUCGGUCACCUGCACCUUCUGGAUCUGAAGAAACCCCACGAGAGUCUAAUGGAGCUGUCUGAGAAGUACGGCCCAAUCUUCAGCAUCAAGCUUGGAACCAUGAAGGCUGUGGUCCUGACCGGCUACGAGACCGUGAAGGAUGCUCUCAUCAACCAUCCCGAUGAGUUUGGAGGAAGAGGUCGCAUCCCAAUAUUUGAUGUCACAGCCAAGGGUCAUGGCAUCGUCUUUGGUCAUGGGGAAUCAUGGAAGCAGAUGCGAAGAUUCACCAUGUCCACUCUGCGGGACUUUGGAAUGGGCAAGAAAUCUAUCGAAGAUAAAAUCAUUGAAGAAACCCAUUUCCUCGUAAAAAUGUUUGAAUCGUACGAAGGGGACUUAAAAAAGGUCGACCUACGAACUGCACUCCACUGGAUAAAGUGUACACCAACAUCAAGGACACUUACAGAGCUCUCCCCUGGCCAUCCCUGGGACAAUCCGAUCACCUCUCACUGUUUUUACUGCCUGCAUACAAACCCCUCAUCCGCAAGACCAAACCUGCAAUAAGGACGGUCAAAACAUGGCCCGAGGACGCCACUCUACAACUCCAGGACUGCACCUGAACAAAGGUAUAAAAAAAGGCCAAAGACAUCCACAGGCAAAGGGUAGAAGAACACUUAAAUGCCACGGACACCAGAAGCAUGUGGCAGGGUGUCAGGGUCAUCACUGACUACAAGAGCAGCCCCGUCUGCCCUCACGGUGAUAUCACACUGACCAACGAGCUAAACACCUUCUUUGCCCACUUCGAAACUGGCAACACCACCAAGAGUGGAAUAGCCCCGGCCAUGGCGGAGGGACAGGCCUUAUUACUGAGCACUCAGGAGGUACAGUGCGCUCUGCGUAGGAUCAAUCCACGCAAGGCUACAGGCCCAGAUGGAGUCCAGGGAAGGGUACUAUGGGACUGUGCUGUACAGCUGGCGAAAGUAUUCAAGAGAAUCUUUAACCUGUCUCAAUCUCUGGCAACGGUCCCCAAGUGCCUGAAAACAGCUACCAUAGUGCCGGUGCCGAAAAAGUCUAAAGUCGCCAACCUGAAUGACUACCGCCCGGUUGCCCUAACUCCAAUACCCAUGAAGUGCUUCGAAAGGCUGGUCCUCUCCCACAUCAAAUCCUGCAUCCCUGCCUGACUGGACUCUCAUCAAUUUGCAUACAGGGCAAAUAGAUCAACAGAGGAUGCCAUCUCUCUGGCUCUUCACACUGUCCUGACUCACCUGGAAAGACAGGGCACGUACGUGAGGAUGCUCUUCAUAGACUAUAGCUCUGCCUUCAAUACAGUCAUCCCCACCAAGCUCACCACCAAACUCCACCAGCUAGGGCUCAGCUCGCCGAUAUGCGAUUGGCUCCUGAAUUUUCUGACGGAGCGACCGCAGGCAGUGAGACUGGGCCCGCACCUGUCCUCCACUAUCACUCUGAGCACCGGCACACCACAGGGCUGUGCACUGAGCCCCAUGCUCUACUCCCUCUUCACACGGAACUGUGUUCCUGCAUUCGACACCAACACCAUCGUGAAGUUUGCAGACGACACAAAAGUGAUUGGGCUGAUCACCAACGGUGAUGAAACAAAAUACAGAGCAGAGGUGCAGAACCUGGCGGACUGGUGCACACGUAACAACUUGUCACUAAACACCACCAAGACCAAGGAGCUGAUUAUUGACUUCAGGAGGUCCCAUAAUGGAGAAUACGCCCCAAUCUCCAUCUACGGGGAAGUGUAGAGAGAGUGUCCAGCUUAAUGUUUCUGGGCACUCACAUUUCAGAGGACCUCACAUGGUCCACCAACACCGCUGCGCUGGUCAAGAAGGCACAGCAAUGACUGUUCUUUCUGAGGACAUUAAAAAAGACCGGUUUGCUCCAACAGCUGCUGAAACCUUCUACCGCUGCACCAGAGAGAGCAUAUUAACGUAUGGCAUCUCUGUUUGGUGUCUCAGCUGCAUGGAGGCGGAGAGGAGAGCUCUUCAGCGCGUCGUCCACAGAGCGCAGAGGAUCAUUGGGACAGAGCUACCAGCCUUGGAGGGCAUCUACCACACACGAUGCCUCAGGAAGGCCGUCAGCAUCCAUAAAGACUCCUCACACCCUUGUAAUGGACUGUUCGAACUACUUCCUGUAAAGAAGUCUCAACAAC